Molecule: messenger RNA, 1518 nt
Organism: Myiozetetes cayanensis
Lineage: Eukaryota; Metazoa; Chordata; Aves; Passeriformes; Tyrannidae
Product: polyglutamine-repeat protein pqn-41-like
Source: RefSeq, a predicted model, not a curated record
AUGUCGUGCUACCAGUGCCUCCCUCCAGCCCACCAGGCCCCCCUGCCCACGCUGCACCCCGGCAGAGCCCCCGCAGCGCCCGCCUGGCACUCCACGCCGUGCAUCGCCCAGAGCGUCACCCGCCAGCACCUCCUGCCCUCCAUGCCCGGCUGGCACCGUGACCCAGCGCCCGCCCCUGUCCCAGCGCGUCCUGCAGCAGCCUCGGUGUGUGACAACGUGCGUGCCCACGGGCGUGACCGGCGUGUGCCAGCACCAGGGGGUGACCCAGUGCGUGCCACAGCAGCGGGGGGUGACCCAGUGCGUGCCACAGCACCAGGGGGUGACCCAGCAGUGUCCCCCGCCGCCGUGCCCCUGCAGCAGAGCGCGCCCCGCUGCGUCACCACCUGCGUGCCUCGGCGUCCCUGCGGCGCCAAGGGGGUCCCUCAGCACCAGGGGGCCACCAGGUGCGUCCCCCAGCAGUGUGUGACCACCCUGUGCCCCCAGCAGGGCGUGCCCAGGUGCGUCACCACCUGUGUCCCCCAGCAGCGGGCGGCCAAGGGGGUGGCGUACCGGUACGUGACCUCGCGGGUCCCCCAGCAAAGUGCCACCACCUCCUGCAUCCCCCAGCAAAGUUGGGCCUCCAGGUGUGUGACCAAGUGUGUCCCCCAGCAGAGUGCCACCGGCUGUGCCUCCAUUUGUGUCCCCCAGCAGCAGCAGCAGCAGCAGCAGCAGCAACAACAACAACGCGUCACCAAGUGUGUCCCACAGCAACAACGUGUCACCCAGUGUGUCCCACAGCAAAGUGCCACCCAGUGUGUCCCUCAGCAGCAAAGUGCCACCCAGUGUGUCCCUUACCAGAGCGUGACCAAGUGUGUCCCUCAGCAAAGUGCCACCAAGUGUGCCUGUUAUCAGAGUGUGACCAAAUGUGUCCCUCAGCAAAGUGCCACCAAGUGUGUCCCUUACCAGAGUAGCGUGACCAAGUGUGUCCCACAGCAGCAAAGUGCCACCAAGUGUGUCCCUCAGCAAAGUGCCACCAAGUGUGUCCCUUGCCAGAGCAUGACCAAAUGUGUCCCUCAGCAAAGUGCCACCAAGUGUGCCUGUUACCAGAGUGUGACCAAGUGUGUCCCUCAGCAGUCUGGGACAACUUAUGUCCCUUAUCAGAGCGUGACCAAGUGUGUCCCUCAGCAGCAAAGUGCCACCAAGUGUGUCCCUCAGCAAAGUGCCACCAAGUGUGUCCCUCAGCAAAGUGCCACCAAGUGUGUUCCUUAUCAGAGUGUGACCAAGUGUGUCCCUCAGCAAAGUGCCACCAAGUGUGUCCCACAGCAGUCUGGGACAGCUUAUGUCCCUCAGCAAAGUGCCACCAAGUGUGCCUGUUAUCAGAGUGUGACCAAGUGUGUCCCCCAGCAGCAAAGUGCCACCAAGUGUGUCCCUCAGCAAAGUGCCACCAGCUGUGUCCUUCAGCAGCAUUAUCAGUCAGGUGGGGUAAAAAUCUCCAGUCACUGCAAAAAAUACGUCUCAGCUCCCAAGUGGCCCUGGUGA